Cuscuta campestris is the source of this 1431-nucleotide messenger RNA. Lineage: Eukaryota; Viridiplantae; Streptophyta; Magnoliopsida; Solanales; Convolvulaceae. The record is from the annotation of a GenBank genome assembly.
CUUUAACCCAAAGUCAGGCCUACCCAAACAGUGCGGGCCGACCCGUCACCAACCAGAAGUUUCUGCAACAGGAGAUGUAAACUUCGUACCGCGCAAAGAGAGAGACAGAGACAGAGCCACGUCCGCACCUCGGUGACCCGGAUUGGCUCAAAGAAUGUCGGCGUCGGAGUUACCUGACGAGAUGUGGAGGCGAAUUGUGGAAAUCGGAAUCGAGCUUUUGAAUUUGACCUACAAAGACGUCUGCUGCCUCUCGAUUACUUGCCGGCGUCUCAACAGAAUCACCGGCGAGGAUUCUCUCUGGAAUACUCUGCUCUCCUCUGAUUUUCCUCGGCCUCAGCACGGCGAUCCUUCGUGCUCGUCUUUCACCUCCAGUAAUAAGAAAUCCCUCUACAAAAUAAGAUAUGAAAGGGAUAGGGAGCGGAGGCGCAUGUCUUACAGAAGGAUUGUUUUGAGAAUUGAGAGUGAUGUCGCUCAGCACGUGAGGAAGAUUCAGGAGUUGGAACGUCAAUGUUCGGAGGAGGAAAGGAAGAUGAAAAAUGCUGUUGUUGAGCUGACGAGUUUGCAGAGGGUGAGGCAAGCAUCUGUUGCACUAAAUGUGUGGCAGCCAGAUGUUAUUCGAGGCAGACAAAGAGAGAUGGUUGAGCAGUGCAAUGUACCUGUUGAUGUUCGAGUCAAUUCAGUUGAAAUGGAGCUCAAGAUUUGCAGGCAACAAAUUGAGGGACUUAAAAAGGCCCUGAGUGUUGAAAAGCGAAGGCUAGAAGCUGCAAAAGAAAAGUUGCAUUCAGUGAAAUAUCACCCAUUGCAAGAGAAUAACCUGCCACCACUCAACCCACCCGGCACUCGACGCAAAAAGUUGAAAUCUUCGUAAAAUGUUAUAUAGAAGAAUACAAGAAUAUGAAAAGGAUAUUGCUCGGCUCAUGCAUUGUUGUCCUUGCAGAAUUGUGGAGAUUGUACUACCAGCUUGAAAAAGAAAACAGCAGUUCAUCGAGUUAUUCCUUUGCUAGAACUUCCAACAAGGACGACAUUUGACUUACGCGUGGUUCUGAAGCCCCAAACUGCCAAGAUGAUGAGGAGCAGUGAGGUCGGCCUUGAGCCCUUGGAGAACUUGCCGAUGAACCUUCCCGCUCUCCACAUGAAAUGUUCAAGCAUUCUAAAAUCGUGCCUGUACUCUAUGCGACUGGGUGGGCUUUGAUUUAAGAUUUGGCUCAUUUGUUGAGAUGGGGAACAAAAGUUUGAACCUUAAACCAAGGAAUAAUAGGAGGUUUACAGUAGGGGCAGCUUUCAUUGCUGCAUGCUACAACAUUUCUAGGGAAAGCUAGAAAUGGUGUGGUUCAUAAUGGAAAUUUGGCCUCUGUAAACCAGACAGACUUGCAGUAAAACAAACUAUCAAGUUUCUACUUAUCUUUUUUGGCUGAUGCUUGGGUUUUAAUU